Ambispora leptoticha is the source of this 435-nucleotide messenger RNA. Lineage: Eukaryota; Fungi; Glomeromycota; Glomeromycetes; Archaeosporales; Ambisporaceae. The record is from the annotation of a GenBank genome assembly.
AUGUCACAGCUCGGCCAUUUACAAAUAGACGAACCGUCAUCUUUGCCUCUGAAUUCACCUCAAGAAACACAAUUCAACGUUUCACCAUCUUUAACUUUCAAUUCACCCCAUGAAGCAAUAAAGAUCGAUGCGCCUCUAUCAUCUUCGGCAGCCAUUUACAUGCAUAAUCAACAAGGUGAUACGAAUAAUCUUGCAAUUCACAAUUAUCAAGACCAUGAUGUGAAUAAUUUUACAGAUAUUCAAAAUUCGAGCACCAAUGUAUUUUUCUUUGAAAAUAACGAUGAAACUCAAAAUAACAUAACUAUUGAAAACGGUGAUGAUAAUGACUUAAUUGAUGCUUCAUCGUUCACCAGUAAUUUGUCGCCGAUGUUUUCGCCAUUAUUUCAAUCGGAAGAAGAAAUUUUAGCUAUAUUUUUUGAUAUUUUUUUAAGUUAA